Owenia fusiformis is the source of this 1177-nucleotide messenger RNA. The record is from the annotation of a GenBank genome assembly. NCBI's taxonomy places the organism in Eukaryota, Metazoa, Annelida, Polychaeta, Sabellida, Oweniidae.
AUGAGUGUUUAUUCAAUUAAAGAACCUGUGAGUGUGGCAACAAUUGUUGAAUCAAUGAAUGUUUCCACUAUAUAUGAACCAAUGAGUGUUGGGAGUCCAUACAGCAAUCCUGUGAGGUCCCCUGGAAUUUGUGACAAGCCAGCAACUCCAGGACCCAUUGCAAAGCCUUCCAGAUACCUCCCAAGGCCACAGCUGAAGAAGAAAACUCAUCUGACUGAUAUAAAUAGCACUUCAAACUGGAUAAUACACAUAGCGGUAGUGGGAACAUCUAGUCUUGCCGCUGUGAGAUAUAAUUCAAUCCAGUUCUACAACAACUUAAGGUUGAUCAAGACAGUACACGAAGACAUGAAACGUAUUGCUUCUACACCAGACAACUGCUAUGCAUUCUCCAAUAAAAUUGGUUCAAUAAGUAUCUACACUCAGGGAGGGGAGUACAGAUGUGAUAUCAAAACAUUGGUCCCAAGGCUAUGUUGUAUUGCAUUUACCAGUAAUGGAGAGUUAGAGGUGGCUGAUAGUACGCGGUCUAUCUCAUUCAUUGAUUACCAGACAGGUAGAGUGUUGAAGAGAACUCUCGGUGGAUUAUUUCAAACUGGUUCCCCCUACAUUGCAGUGAAUGAGAGCAACAAUGUGGUAAUCACUGACUGGUACAAUGAAUGUAUCAUAGUAAUAGACAGAGAGGGGAGAACGCUUAUGCAGUAUGAAUAUGGCUGGUCAGGUGACGCUCAGCUUCGUGUUUGCACUGAUGGUGAUCACAUCAUUGUCGGUGAUAUCACAAACAACAGAGUCAGUCUGAUUAGUCCUUGUGGUGUGUUCCUCAGACACCUUCUCACUAAGGCUGAUGGGUUGCAUGAUCCAAAUGCAGUAGUUAUAGACCACAAAGGACUUCUGCUGGUUGGGGAUGUUAAUGGGAAUCUGUUUGAGGUGAAGUUCAAAGAGUAAACGGAAUAAGAUAAAUCGAUUAACAAUAAUGAUAUGAAACACAAAGAAGAUGUCUAUUUACUAGUGGUCGCUGAUAUGAAACACAAAGAAGAGGUCUAUUUACUAGUGGUCGCUGAUAUGAAACACAAAGAAGAGGUCUAUUUACUAGUGGUCGAUGAUAUGAAACACAAAGAAGAGGUCUAUUUACUAGUGGUAGAUGAUAUGAAACACAAAGAAGAGGUCUAUUUACUCGUGGUCG